AUGGCAGAGGAUCUUGUUGUUGGGAUCGACGUUGGAAUGAGUGGUACCGGUGUAGCAUACAGACGCAAAGGUUACGCUGAAGUGACUUGCCUGGAAUGGGGUAUCGAUAAGAAGGAUCCAAAGACACCCACCAGAGUCUUUUACAAUGUCCGCGAUCAGCCGCCGAAGCUCGUUGGAUGGGGAAUGGACGUCCCCGACGACUCUGUCGAGCAUCUUGAACUGCGCGAAUGGUUCAAAGUCGACCUUGGAGCAGUCGAUGCUGACCGGUUUGAGGUAAAGAGAAUUUACAGAGACUUCCUCACUUCCUUGUUCUACGAACUAAGCACACACCGGUUCACACCCGCUAUACUGGGCGGUAAAAGUUUUGAAGAGGCGAGUGUCUUAUUCCUAUUCAGUGUUCCCGCCUUAUGGGGCCCGGCUGUUGUCGAGGAUUUUAUGCAACUGGUUCGUGAAUCUGGCUUCGAAGAGAAGGGCCUUCGCAGCGCUAGAGUAACCAUGACAGAGCCGCAAGCGGUUGCUGCAUAUGAGAUUUGCGUACCAAACUCUGAGUACAAACUCAAGAACGGCGAAAAUGUCUUGAUCGUUGAUGCUGGCGGCGGAACUACUGUAACUUUGCCCCCUGUAGCCUGUACAACUGGCUCCACGUUCAUCGACCAAGGCUUUGAGGAAAUGGUGAUGGCCUAUCUUCAGGACAAGCGUGAUUCUUUGGUAAGAGAUAUCGAUGAUGUUAGCUGGGACUUGCGAAACAGCAACCUAUUCCACAUUGGCAAACGCGAGUUUGACCCCGAUAAUUGGAACGACUUGGAAUUUAACAUUCCUUUGAAGAACAGCGCUCCCACUUCCGUUGUUCUGACUGGUUCUUUGUUCAACCGCCAGAUUGAUGAAAUCAAUAAAAACAUCGGGAGCCAUGUCAAAGCGUUCAUGACGGACAGCGGGACCAACUCCGAAAACCAUCUUGUACGUCACAAAACAGGCCGUGAAUGGGGUUUGUCUCUGAUUACGCAGGAGUACAUUAUCCUCGCUGGUGGGCUCGGAAGCUCCCGCUACGUUCUAGGCAAGAUCGAAGAAUUUAUGGGUAAAUUGCCGUUCAAACUUGCAGCGAAACCCAAGGUCGUGAUGUCAGCUGCCCCUCGACUUGCUGUUUGCAUGGGCCUGGUCCACAACGCGGGCCGUAACCCAGAGCUUUUCCCACGACGCUUCAAUCGAGUCUCAAUCGGCGUCGCGUCUCAGUCAUUGACAGAUAAAAUUAAGAACAGCCGCUUCCACAAUUUCAUCAAGCGAGCAUUUCUACGUGCCCCCAAGGGCCAGAAGCCUGGGGGAGAAGUGGAGUGGGUUCUCGUCAAGGGGGAACUUGUCCCUGACCGAGUCGCCGUCCCUGAACAAACAGCGUACUUCAGUGCGGAUUUGCCAUCCAACCAGCGGAUCUGGGAGCUGGCGAUUCUCCACAGCUUCGAGAGCGACAUCGAACGUUUGACUCUUGGAGGUAAGCCUCUGACCCCUGAUGGCGCAUGGCAGAUAUUAACAUACACAGAUGCCUGUCGCGUCCAUUCAGUCCUCAGAGUGAACUUGUCGCAUAUUGGAGAACCUGACAAGGUUGUGGCAGGAGACGCCCUAGCAAGACUCCAUCUGGCUCGAAAGCCCAAGAUCCCCAUCAAAUUUGACCUUCGAAUAGAAGUUGGACUAGCCACUGCCGAAAUCCAUUGCACUGAUAAGAAGGGACGGCUUUGCAGUGAUCCCAUCAGUAUCCCGACAGGCUAUGAGCUCGUUCCAGCCACUGGCCAGAGUGCUGUGUAUGAAUUGAGCUAG
Fusarium subglutinans is the source of this 1806-nucleotide messenger RNA. RefSeq lists its product as uncharacterized. Bases 1 to 1806 code for a protein of 601 amino acids. The record is from RefSeq and is a predicted model, not a curated record. The transcript is spliced from 7 exons. NCBI's taxonomy places the organism in Eukaryota, Fungi, Ascomycota, Sordariomycetes, Hypocreales, Nectriaceae.